This is a messenger RNA of Camellia sinensis, 627 nucleotides long. The record is from RefSeq and is a predicted model, not a curated record. NCBI's taxonomy places the organism in Eukaryota, Viridiplantae, Streptophyta, Magnoliopsida, Ericales, Theaceae.
AUGACAACAUUCUGUAUGCGGUAUGGCCAUUAUGAGUUUCUAGUGAUGCCUUCUGGGAUAACCAACGCUCCAGCUGUAUUUAUGGACUUAAUGAACCGAAUCUUCCGUGAGUUCCUAGAUCGAUUUAUGAUCGUCUUUGUGGACGACAUUAUGAUUUACUCACCCUUUGAGGGAGAGCAUGAAGAACACUUGCGGGUGUGGUUUGUUGACAACAAUUGGAUGGUGUUUGUGGUGGUUUUUGGAGGCAUUCACGAUCUUGGGGUUCACGUUUCUACUGUUAUUAUUUGGGCUAUCAGCAUCUUCAUCAAUUUAAAGUCUGUAGCAGCCCAAGCUGGUUUAGGAUUAGCACCACCAGUUAUUGUACAAGGAUUUGAUCCACAGGUAGUGGAGUCAUUUUCUGUGCUUACCUUUCCUAUUGAUAGAGAGGUUGGUUUUGAUAUUACUGAUUGUCACAUAUGCUUGGAGAAGUUCCUCCAAGGAGACGAUGUACAAGUGCUCCCUGUUUGCAGGCAUAUUUAUCAUAUUGAUUGUAUCCAAACUUGGCUAACUAGAGAUACUCAAUGCCCUGACUACCGUUAUGACUAUGAAACAUGGGAAUUAGAAAGCAUGCCACCUGAUUUACCUUGA